UAGCAUAAAACUUUGACCCCGCUACUUGAGGCUUAUAUAGAGCUUGCACGCCUUACUCUUUCCUGCACUCGGCCGUCUGCUCAAUUCGACUCUGCCAGCUUAACACCAGCACACUCCUGGUGGGUCGAACUGCACCGUCUCCAACAUGCCAUUCACUUCCAACAACCUGCCGGUACCGCUAACAGAAAUCAAACUCAACCUUGAUGAGAUGCCAGCAAAGUUACCUGAGAAGGAAGUUCCUUCAGUCACUAAUACUGCAUCAACCACAGAUUUGCUGUACUGUGAUGGCCUUGACACUGAGGAUCCAUGGGCCUUACCUGAACUGGAGGGAUCUGGCCCCUCAUGGAAAGAGUUGAAUACCAAGCAGAGAAUCAAGCGUGUUGUUAUUGGGAUAGUGAAGGGCUGUCUUCUCCUGGGAUUCCUCUACUUUUUCGUCUGCUCCUUAGAUGUACUGAGUUCUGCCUUCCAGUUGGUGGGAAGUAAACUGACAGGUGAUAUUUUCAGUGAUAACGAAAUCCUGGCCAAUCCCAUCGCUGGGCUUGUUAUUGGUGUUUUGGUUACAGUUCUGGUGCAGAGCUCCAGCACGUCCUCUUCCAUCAUUGUCAGCAUGGUGUCCUCUGGAUUGCUGAACGUCAAAGCUUCCAUCCCCAUCAUAAUGGGCGUAAAUGUUGGAACAUCCGUCACCAGUACUUUGGUAUCUCUGGCGCAAUCUGGAAACCGAAAUGAGUUUCGCAGGGCUUUUGGAGGUUCUGCUGUCCAUGGCAUCUUUAACUGGAUGACGGUCAUAGUGUUGCUGCCCAUCGAGAUUGGCACGGGAUAUCUCUAUCACGUCUCUAAAGCCAUCAUCAACAGCUUCAACAUCAAUGCAGGAGGACAAGCCCCUGAUAUCCUGAAAGUCAUUACAGAGCCCUUCACUCAUCUGAUAAUCAGGCUGGACAGUUCUGUAAUUUCCGGAAAUGCCAUUGGAGAUCCUGAGACAAAGAACAAGAGCCUGAUCAAGCACUGGUGCGUUACAGAGUCCUACACGGUCACCCAAAACAUCUCCGUGUCCAACAUGACUGAGUGCAAAAUAUUUCAGUGCUUUGUAACAGAAAAUGGAACAUUCAGAGAAGAGAACAUCACUACAAAGGAAAAUAUUGAGAAAUGCAUGCACAUUUUUGCGAACACCAACCUCUCCGACAUGGCCGUUGGUUUCAUCCUUCUGACAGCCUCCCUACUGGUCCUGUGCACGUGUCUCAUCCUCAUUGUCAAACUGCUAAACUCCGUCCUGAAGGGGCAGAUUGCUCAGGCAAUCAAAAAGAUCCUCAAUGCAGAUUUUCCAUUCCCGUUCACCUGGCUUAGUGGAUAUCUGGCCAUCAGUGUUGGCGCUGUAAUGACCUUCGUGGUGCAAAGUAGCUCUGUGUUCACUGCUGCAAUUGUUCCAUUGAUUGGUGUGGGAGUCAUUAGCAUGGAAAGAGCGUACCCAUUGUUCUUGGGGUCCAACAUCGGAACCACCACUACUGCUGUGUUGGCAGCUCUAGCCAGUCCUGCUGAAGCCCUCAGCAAUUCUGUUCAGGUUGCCUUCAUCCAUCUAUUCUUCAACUUGACGGGAUUAGUUCUCUGGUAUAUUUUUCCAUUCCUGCGUGUCCCCAUUCCUGUCGCAAAGAAAUUUGGAGACAUCACAGCCAAAUAUCGCUGGUUCGCUGUCCUAUAUCUUCUCCUCAGCUUCCUCGUCAUUCCGCUGGCAGUCUUCGGCCUCUCUAUGGCUGGAUGGAUUGUGUUGGCUGCCGUUGGAGGCCCAAUCCUCUUCAUGAUCAUCGUCAUCAUUAUUGUGAAUGUCCUGCAGAAGAAAGUCCCUAAGUGCUUACCGCCGUUCCUGAGAGACUGGGACUUUUUGCCUACCUGGAUGCAUUCCAUGGCCCCUCUGGACAGAUUAUUCAGCUCUGUCUGUGGCUGCUGUUGCAAAAAAUGCGGCAAGAGUGAGGAUGAGGAGAAGCCAAAGGAGCAACUCCCCGCAGACCUUUCAUGCUAUGACAAUCCUGAAUUCAUUCAGUCACAAAGGCUAUGAAGGUGACAGCAGUCACUUACAUGGACAACCCAAUGAACUGCUCUUCCCAACAACACCAACUCCCCACCCAAAACUAUUUAUGUAUUUUUGUACAGUUUUUUUUAACAUGAAAAUAAUGUGCUGUGUAAAUCCUUAGCCUUAAAGAGAUGGAGAAUGAGCUGGCUUUAUUUAAAUAAUUCCAUGCUUAUUACAGUGUCGGUGUGUGAUGAAACCGGGGCCCAUUAGCUUUACCCCACUUGAAACCACCCCCAGGGAUCAAAAACUCACAGUAAGAUGUAUUACUUGAUCCUAAACAGAAAGGAGGAAUUGGCAAUAUAUUGGGCAAUAUAUUUAUCAAAUGUCCUACCUGCCAUCCAUUUCCUGGUUGUGGGUAUCAAUGGGCAUAAAAGACCAAACCCAGUGAGAAGAAGUGAGAAGAAACUAUCAACAUAUAAGAAGAAGGUGUGCCAAGAUUUGUAUCCUAGUUAACCAGGAAUGCCCAACUUGUAGCAACACAGGUUCACUACCAGUUUUUAAAAAGAGUAUUUUGAUGUCUAACUUUACGGAUAUCCUUCCGAUAUAUCUAAACAGGGAUUUGGUUAUCCUUACGAUAUAUCUAAACAGGGAUUUGGUUAUCCUUACGAUAUAUCUAAACAGGGAUUUGGUUAUCCUUACUUCUUGCUGCCUGGCUGCUCUCUUUCCAGUGGUGGCUUGGUUAAGGACUCGUGGAAUAUUUUCCACUAUAUCAUUAAGGCAGGAACCUAAAUAAGUAUGUAGUUGCAAAAGCUUUAGAAAUCUACUUUACAAUGUUCUAAGGAGAAACUCCCAGUCAGUGACUAUUUUAGAGAGGAAAAAUUGCAGUUUUACAUAAACCAACCUGGUAUUAGUUUUUUAUGCCUUUUUCAUACCCAGGUUUUACAACCCAAAAUAGUAUGAUUCUGUUCAGGGCUUUAGCAGUUCUAAGUGACUCAUGGUGAUAUGUACAGAUUCAGAGUUGCAAGUGGAUACGGGAGAAGCUUUUCCCCAUGCUCAUGUAUGGAAUGAUAUAAAUCACUAUAGUGGUCAGCUGUGGACAAUAUGUUAUGAGUGAUAAGUCAUGUCUGAGCUACAGUAAGACGACAAGAGUUCGGCUGUGCCCGUGCCUUUUAUUCUUCAGUAAGAUACUGUCAUAUUUUGUACCUUUGCACACAUAAAAUCAAGAGCACAAUAUGACUGCAUUAAAGGAAAUUUAAACUUA
This is a messenger RNA of Xenopus laevis (African clawed frog), 3263 nucleotides long. It is a transcript of the gene slc34a3.L, whose product is annotated as solute carrier family 34 (type II sodium/phosphate cotransporter), member 3 L homeolog. The transcript has 13 exons. Gene Ontology annotation, biological process: intracellular phosphate ion homeostasis; sodium-dependent phosphate transport; sodium ion transmembrane transport. The record is from RefSeq and is a predicted model, not a curated record. Gene Ontology annotation, molecular function: sodium:phosphate symporter activity. NCBI's taxonomy places the organism in Eukaryota, Metazoa, Chordata, Amphibia, Anura, Pipidae. Bases 146 to 2047 code for a protein of 633 amino acids. Gene Ontology annotation, cellular component: membrane; vesicle; apical plasma membrane.